Messenger RNA from Lodderomyces elongisporus, 1704 nucleotides. RefSeq lists its product as uncharacterized. The record is from RefSeq and is a predicted model, not a curated record. The transcript has a single exon. The coding region runs from base 1 to 1704 and encodes 567 amino acids. Lineage: Eukaryota; Fungi; Ascomycota; Pichiomycetes; Serinales; Debaryomycetaceae.
AUGGCUACAACUACAACUACAAAGAAAAAGAAGAAACUAGUCUACAAGCAAGAUCCAGAUGGAGUAUUUAGAUUAAAGAAAAUCGAUGACGAAAAUGACGCAAUAUCAACAUCCACAUCUGAAAUAUUGCACAAGAAGUCCAAAGUAGACAAAUACAUAAAUGAACUAAUGGACUGCUCCUACACUGUUGUAUCCGAUCACAAGCAUGACCACAGCUCAAACGAAAAACAAAACAACUCUGUCUCAAAAACAAUUCCGCCGAUAACGCUCUCUUUGCAGGGCCAGAAAAGUAAACAACAAGCUGUCGCCGCGCCCAAAAAAAUAAACCAAACUUUGUAUAGCACUUUACUGAGGAAUCUCAAUACUUUGUCAACACCAACAACCCAAGCAACAACCAAAGCAAUACCUCAUCGUUCCUUAUCCACAAAGUCAUUAGACUCAAACUCAAACUCAAACUCAAACUCAAUUCCAAACACAAACUCUUCAGUCUCUCUGUCACCUCAUAUAGCUGAAUUUGAAAUUGUACCCGCUAGGCGCAGUAAAUUUGCAUCACUAAUGACUAAAAUCAAGCACGCGAGUCACGAGGCCCUCAGGUUUCAUAUCCCCAGUUUUCUACUAGGGAUUAUUCUUACAGCAACAAGCGUGGCAUUCAGAAAGGAAUUGACACUCUUAACUUUAGGAGCCCUUGUUGUGGGAAUAGUUUUCGCAGUGCUCAUAAUUGUGGGCAUUUCUCUCGGCUUAUAUUUUGAAUGGAUCAAGAUCCAGGAUAUCACCAUUUUGAAUCAAAUAUUUAUCUUUAUUCAAAGCAGGCUCAACAAUGAUGAACCGAAAACCGAAGCAGAAGCAGAAGCAGAAGCAGAAGCAGAAGCAGAAGCAGAGGCAGAAGCAGAAGCAGAAGCAAAUCUUUUAAACACAGGUGGAAACUACGAGCGAGGAUUCAACACAGACGCUGACUUGGUAGAUGAUUACUAUAUUGAUAACGAUUUUGAGGCAGCCAACGGAAAAACUCUUGGCGCCACCACGAAAAAACAAUCAACUGCUUCUAAUAAUAAAACUAAUAUCAACCCAAACACAACCACCAAACCAGAGUCAAGACGCAGACAUUCCAAUAUCAGAGUUACUCCAUACAGGUAUGAGCGUGACUUUACUGAGCCAAAACAGGCCAAGAAUGGGAACAGUACCGGCAGGCACGAGAGUGUUCCCAACUUGGGAAUUAAUCAACAUAUACCUUAUACUCGGCAAGGCACUUUACAAGAUGUGCCAACUUUAAAGAGAUCACUGACAGAACCAUUCUCCCCCCAAAAGAUUGACUCAAAAACCCCACCUUCUUUAUCAACUUUAUCUUCAACAACACCCCGUUUUCAACAGCAAUACCAACCCAUUAUUCCAUCGCAUCUUACAGCAAACUCGAAAAGAUCGAGAAACAAUCUGAUCGAGUCAGAUGGGUCUGCAACCUCGCCACACUCACGACACUUGCCCUCACUACCCACACAGGCCGAGGAACUACCAUUUAUAAAUGAGGUCAAGCUAGUAGAUUCACUUGACCAAGAAGAUGAGUAUAACGAUGAUGGUGACAACCACCAACACCUGCCAAGUGGUGACAAUGUGGCAGCAGGAACCUCAAACAAUACAUUCUCUCGCCAACAAUCGGUUUUGGGGACUAGAGCCAACUACAAAAAGUUUAUGGCUAACGUAAAUAGCUGA